AUGGAGGAUGAAUUUGCAAAGCUUAUCAGGAGAAUUAACCCUCCAAGAGUUGUUGUUGACAAUGGCGCCUGUGAGAAUGCUACCUUCAUACAGGUUGACAGUGUAUACAAGCAUGGGAUUCUCCUGGAAUUGGUCCAGCUUCUUUCAGACAUGAAUCUCAAUGUAACCAAAGCAUACGUCUCGUCCGAUGCCGGAUGGUUCAUGGAUGUGUUUUAUGUGACAGAUGAUCAUGGAAACAAAAUUACAGAUGAAGGUGCCCUCGUUUAUAUAGAGAGAACUCUUGAAACCAAAGUGCAUUUGUUGAAUACGAUGAGGAGCUCAGUUGAUUCAACUUCUUCCGAAGAUCAUACAUUAAUAGAACUAACCGGAAGUGAUAGGCCCGGGCUUCUAUCCGAGUUAUCUGCAGUUUUAGCAGAUAUGGAGUGUGAUGUGGUGAACGCUGAGAUGUGGACUCACAACGGUCGAGCCGCCGCUGUUAUCCAUGUCAUUGACCACUUUACACGGCACGUGAUCGAAGACCCGAAGAGGGUUUCGAUUAUCAAGGAGUUACUCUUCAAUGUGAUGAAAGGGGACAUUGAUGCUAAGAUACCAACAGCACGAAUGUCGGUUUCAACUUCAGGGAAGACUCAUAGAGGGCGAAGGUUGCACCAAAUUCUGUUUGCAGAUAGAGAUUUCGAGAGGCCAAACGAUAUCAAAUUUAAAACCUCAGAGCGACCCCAUGUUUCUGUGAUGCAUUGCAGCGACAGGGAUUACACGGUCGUGAUGAUAAGGUGCUUGGAUAGACCGAAGCUGUUGUUCGACACUGUUUGCUGUUUAACAGACAUGGAAUAUGUUGUGUUCCAUGGAACAGUUGUCACAGGGAGAAUGGAAGCUUAUCAGGAAUAUUAUAUCAGACAUGUUGAUGGAUUCCCUGUAAACUCAGAGGCUGAAAAACAAAGAGUUAUGGAGUGUCUUGAAGCAGCCAUUGAAAGGCGAACCACAGAGGGUCUAGAAUUGGAAGUGAUUACAGAUGAUCGAUCGGGGCUUCUUUCAGACAUAACACGAAUAUUUCGUGAGAAUGGAUUGUGCAUCAAAAGAGCAGAAAUAUGUAGCAGCAAUGGUGGGAAAGCAAAACACAGUUUCUUUGUGACUGAUGUGGGAGGGAACAGUGUUGACCCCAAAACUCUGGAUUUGAUCCAAAAUGAGAUAGGACAAGGCUGUCUCAUUGUUAAAGGGAAUUCCUUUUUGUGUCCCAAAGAGACAACCAGAAGCUACCUGUUUGGGAACCUGUUUAAAAGACCAAGUUUCCAAAGCUUCAAACUCAUCAAAUCUUGUUCAUAAAUCUUUGUUCCCUAGGGAAAAAUCUAGUGUGUUG
Hibiscus syriacus is the source of this 1354-nucleotide messenger RNA. Its product is annotated as ACT domain-containing protein ACR6-like. Bases 1 to 1320 code for a protein of 439 amino acids. NCBI's taxonomy places the organism in Eukaryota, Viridiplantae, Streptophyta, Magnoliopsida, Malvales, Malvaceae. The transcript is spliced from 7 exons. The record is from RefSeq and is a predicted model, not a curated record.